Fonsecaea multimorphosa CBS 102226 is the source of this 864-nucleotide messenger RNA. RefSeq lists its product as uncharacterized. The coding region runs from base 1 to 864 and encodes 287 amino acids. Gene Ontology annotation, molecular function: protein binding. The record is from RefSeq and is a predicted model, not a curated record. Lineage: Eukaryota; Fungi; Ascomycota; Eurotiomycetes; Chaetothyriales; Herpotrichiellaceae. The transcript has a single exon.
AUGGAGCUUAAUCUGCCAGCAGACGACGUACGACUUGCCGAGGGUGGCUGGGGGUUUAACACCGUUGAUCAGUUGCAGUUGAUGGAGCCAUUCUCCCUGUUGGAUGAAUCGCACAUGCAGCGACUCCUGCGAGUACAGAGGACCCGGGCGACGCCGGAGGAAUAUCUACGGGAUCCACGAGAACCAUCGCCGACGAUACCUAGAGCAAGAAUCAACCGACUGCCCCCGCAACAAGAACAACAACAGCAGCAUCAGCAGCCGCAAGAAUACAUGGUGAAUCCCACCCCUUCUCGACCCGACCCUUACGAACCCUUUAUCAUCCCGGACUCGAUCCUCCUACACAGUCCCAUCUCCCCCCAGACGCAGAGCAAGUUCCUGCAACUGCCACCGGAGCUCCUCACACACAUCCUCGGCCUUGUCAAAAUCCCCUACUUCCAACUCUCGCUCGCCCUGACCUGCAAGACCAUGGCGCGGGUCGCCGCCCAAAAGAACGUCCUCUCCCCCUGGCGCGGCUACCGCGACAAGGACGGGCUCUUCCGCCUCCUCGAGCGCAAGAACAACUUCAUCCCCGAGCACUUAUCUCUGUGUCGCGCCUGUUUUCGGUUCCUGCCCAACAGUGGCGGCGAAUAUUGGGACAGGCAGAUGGCCGAUCGCAUCUUCGACCUCGCCACCGUCAACUGGUACGACCUGCUGGCGUGGUUUCACAAGUCGUCGCGGUUCGGCCACCAGUGCCCCUGGUGCGUGGUGUUGGGGUACUCGACGUACAUGAGCGAGAGCACGUAUCUUGUAAAGAGGGCGAAAACCAUGCUCUCUAUCCGUGAACGCAUGUGUCCGGACUUGAACAGGAGGAUGGAUCAACCUUGA